CAUUUAAUUCUGCAUAUGAUAUCUGAACAUCCUUAUGAAACAGUUUAAUUGGAACUGUUUAAUAUCUUUUAUAAUAGCUCAAUAAACGGAACCUAAGGAACUCAGUGGCUAACGGCGGGAGCCUGAGAAUAAGCCCCGCCUCAGCCAAGCGCAAAUACAUCUUCAAAUAGAUGCACGUGUUUUGCCGCUGUCGCAAACUUGAUUAUGGAGUAGUUCGAGUACAGAGCAGAAAAGAGACACGGUCGGAUAACGCGAAUACACCGGGGACAUCUAGCUGUUAUUUCAAGCUUUUUUAUGCCCAGCCAAACUUGACCAACAGUGGCUUCCUAGACUUCUGAACGACUGCCUCCAUCAGUGAUAUGACGAUGAACUAUGAUCCAGAGAUGCGGUUAAAAUUAUCUUGUCCAGAAUCAGGAAGAGUUCAUUUAAAGGGCAAAACUAAAGAGAGAGGCCAAUGGUCAAAUAAAGUUGAAUUUCUCCUGGCUGUUGCUGGACAAAUUAUCGGUCUAGGAAAUGUGUGGAGGUUCCCAUACCUGUGCUACAAGAAUGGAGGAGGAGUGUUUUUCAUUCCAUAUUUGGUCUUCCUGUUUGCCUGUGGCAUUCCACUGUUCCUCAUGGAGAUAUCACUGGGUCAAUACACUAGUCAAGGUAGCAUCACCUGCUGGAGGAAAAUUUGCCCCCUGUUUGAAGGAUUAGGCUAUGGAACUCAGGUGGUUGUGUUGUACUCCAGCAUCUACUACAUCAUCAUUUUGGCCUGGGCAUUCUUCUAUCUUUUUUCUUCCUUUAGUGCUGAGGUACCAUGGGCUACCUGCAGCAAUACCUGGAAUACUGAAACAUGCAUUGAAUUUGACAAAAUGGAGCAUAUAAACUCGAGUAUACCAGAGAAUGCAACUUCACCUGUGCUAGAGUUUUGGGAGAGGAGAGUGCUAAAUCUCACAGGUAGUGUGUAUGAGCUGGGCAGUGUGAGGUGGGAGCUAGCCCUGUGUCUCCUCUUGGCUUGGAUCAUCUGCUACUUCUGUGUGUGGAAGGGAGUAAAAUCAACAGGCAAGGUGGUCUAUUUUACUGCUACCUUUCCUUAUGUAAUACUGGCAGUGCUGUUGGUACGUGGACUUACACUGCCUGGGGCUGUUAAUGGCAUAAUUUUUUAUCUCUAUCCAGACCCUACACGCCUUGCAGACCCACAGGUGUGGAUGGAUGCUGGAACGCAGAUAUUUUACUCCUACGCACUCUGCAUUGGGUGCCUCACUGCACUGGGCAGCUACAACAAGUACAAUAAUAACUGCUACAAGGACUGUGUUUAUCUGUGCCUGUUGAACAGUGGGACCAGUUUUGUAGCUGGCUUUGCAAUUUUCUCUGUGCUGGGCUUCAUGGCUUAUGAGCAGCAGACAGACAUCUCAAAAGUGGCAGAGUCAGGUCCAGGGUUGGCCUUCAUUGCAUACCCCAGGGCAGUUGCAAUGAUGCCUAUUCCACAACUAUGGGCCAUUUGUUUCUUUCUUAUGAUUAUUCUGCUAGGACUGGACAGUGAGUUUGUGUGUUUGGAGGCAUUGACGACUGCUGUAACUGACAUGUACCCCUCAUUCUUCCUCUUUGGACAUCGCCGCAAAGGAUUCCUGCUCAUCGUUUGUGUGGGGUGUUUCCUGUGUGGCCUGGUUAUGGUAACAGAGGGUGGCCUGUAUAUUUUCCAGCUGUUUGACUACUAUAGCUGCAGUGGGAUGACACUUCUGUUAUUCGCCAUUCUGCAGUCGGUGUGUAUAGGCUGGGUAUAUGGUGCUGAUCGUCUUUAUGAUAAUAUUGAAGACAUGAUUGGCUAUAAGCCACUGUUUUUAAUUAAGUAUUGUUGGAAGUACCUCACCCCUCUGUUCUGCAUAGGAACAUUUGUCUUCUCUCUGAUCAAAUUCACUCCUCUGAAGUUUAACAAUGUUAUUGAGUACCCCUGGUGGGGUUAUGCUAUUGGCUGGUGGUUCACACUCUCUUCAACUCUGUUGGUUCCUCUUUGGAUGAUCUAUGUGCUGCUCACUUCCAGUGGUACCCUGAGACAGAGACUACGUGUUCUCUGUACCCCAGCAAGUGACCUUAAGUAAACACUAUGCAACUGGAAGCUAUGGAGAACUUCUUGCCCUUUCUUAAAGGCAAGGACAUCCCUGGAGCACAAAGGGAAAUAGUUAAGUCAGUCAUAAAAAUUUGAAAAAUGCACUUUUAUAUUGGCCUUUGGCCUCUCCUCAACUGGAAAUGCUGUGAAGUAGGUGUAUAUACGCACAUUUUAAUAAUUGUAACUAUCAGUCUGUAAAAAAGGAACGUAACUUGUAGACAAAUCCCUGUUUGUAAAUGAGUUGUUAGACAUGCAUGUGCAUGUCGUAAGAAGAAUGCAUCAGAAGGAGAACAUCAUUAUAUGCGUAGAAGUGGUUUACAUUCGCAACUAUUCAUAUUGGAGAAGUGCCUAAAAAUGUUUUGAGGUUUUUUUGUUUGUUUGUUUGUUUGGUUGGUUGGUUUUUUUGCUUCAGUCAUUAUAAAAUUAUCACUGUAGUCAUUCCUUUGGCAAAAAUUCAAAGUCAUAUUGUUCAUUUAAUAAAAGUGUUGUGCAGUACAUAAAAACAGUGAAAAGGUUGUACACUGUAAACUGUGCAACUGCAUUUUUCUGUGCAUACAUAUUGCCGUGGCAUCUCUUCUUGAUAGCAUUGAUUUGCUUUUUGUUUCUAUUUGAAUAGUGCUAUGUGAACUUAUUACAAUAACAUCUUUUAUUACUGACUUGAAAAAAAGUGCCUUGCAAUGUAAUGGCAGACUCUGCCUUCUUGAAUUAGAACUGCACUCCAGGUCUAAAUGUAAAGUAGCAUGUGAAAUACUCAGUAAGGUUUCUUGUUAAUAUAUGAUGACUAUAGAUGUUACUUUAGUUAAAUAGGUUUUCGUAAAUGCUCUUUAAUUUAAGAACAAUUUUUUAAUGUUUUCUAAGUUAACAAGCUAGCGGAUUUAGCAUUAUCCUUCAUGAAAUUUUUUUUUUUCCUUUUAAGACGUGAUGCCCAAAUAUAAAUAAAUAUUUAUAAUUACAAAA
Molecule: messenger RNA, 3046 nt
Organism: Hemibagrus wyckioides
Lineage: Eukaryota; Metazoa; Chordata; Actinopteri; Siluriformes; Bagridae
Product: sodium- and chloride-dependent GABA transporter 2-like
Exons: 15
Coding region: 360-2081 (573 amino acids)
Biological process (GO): sodium ion transmembrane transport
Cellular component (GO): membrane
Source: RefSeq, a predicted model, not a curated record